Messenger RNA from Zygotorulaspora mrakii, 3105 nucleotides. It is a transcript of the gene UBP7, whose product is annotated as ubiquitin-specific protease UBP7. Bases 1 to 3105 code for a protein of 1034 amino acids. Lineage: Eukaryota; Fungi; Ascomycota; Saccharomycetes; Saccharomycetales; Saccharomycetaceae. Gene Ontology annotation, molecular function: cysteine-type deubiquitinase activity. The transcript has a single exon. Gene Ontology annotation, biological process: protein deubiquitination. The record is from RefSeq and is a predicted model, not a curated record.
AUGUCGUCGAAACAGGAUAAUGAAUUGUCGUUUACGCCGGAGUACUCUAGUCAGCUACUGCGAUGUAUUGAAGGUGUUUACGAUGAGGAUAUCAAGCAUUAUUACACCCAUUUGAAACUGGAAAAGCUGAUAGAUCUGCUUGAACAUACUGAAUAUUUGUUCGAGUCAUACACAAAGUUUUUGCAUGAUCGAAAGGAUCAGGACGCUCUUACAGUGUUUAUCAUUGGGUGCUUUUAUUUGUACCUUAUAAUGCCUCAGUCUAUUCAGUUCCAAACAAGGAAUAAGUCCUACAGCAUAUACAAUGAAUUGAAGAAAAUGUACGAGAAUCAAGUAAACAUGACGAACGUGCUACUUAUGGUGAAGGAUGAAGUAGAUUCGAUUCUAGAAGGAAAUGCCCGAGAGUUGAAUGAAGUUGAACGAAGAAUAACAAGAAAAAGGGCAUAUUCAGUACCGGAUCAGCAUUUAGCAGCACACCUUACAAACUUGGCUCUUACUGAACAGGCUCCCCCAUUACCAGAUACAUCUGCUGGUACAGUAAAUGAUACGGGAGAGGAGUCUUAUAGUGGCAAGAGUUGGAACUCUUCGUACAUCGAGGAUAACGAAGAUUCUCCUGUGUGGACAGCUCCGUCACUCGAGCCCAAUGACCAGCUGAAAUUGGCCCUAGACACAAAUGUGGUUUAUCCGAGUGAAUUCGGGGACGCACCAGCAAAUGUUGUUGAUCUGGUGAAAGUGUCAACUCUAAAAAAUAAUCCAAAAGUUUCUGGCAGAGGAAGACAGGGUAGCAUGCCAAUAAAGCAAACUGUUUAUCCCAUCUAUGAGGAUAGAUCACUUGGAAGUAAAAUUGAAGAGCACGGACCUGUAGUAGAAAAUAAUAUAUGGGAGUCCAACGUGGAUAGAUUGAACACGCACAGAAAGGAUUCUUAUCAUUCCGUUUACAUGUUUGACGAGGAUUUGGAAGCUGACAAUCCACUGCAUGUGUCUUCUAAUGGAUAUAUUGAUAACUUACAGAGACUGCAGAAGCAAAGUAUUAUCACCGCACCAGAGCUCUUCUCCAUUUUAUCUAGCCCUGAGCAGCGCUCCAGACUUUUAUUAAUAGAUUUGAGAAUAUCGAAGCGAUCUAGGGUGAACCACAUAGUCGCGCCAAAUACCAUAAAGAUAGACCCAAAGAACUUAUGGGACCCACCUACGAAAGUUCCUCUUUCUGAUCCGAGUGCUUUAGACAAUCUCAUACCUGACCGAAUUUUUACAGAAAGAUCAUCAUUCGAUUAUAUUGUGUACUAUACCGAUAUGAAAACCUACAUGAAUACGGGAUAUGAUUACCUAUUCACCUUAUUUUACUUAUUAACUACAUCACAAAACGUUACUCUAAAAACUUCACCUACUUACCUGCUUGGCGGUUGGGAGAAGUGGAAGAAAGUUCUUAAUAAAUAUUCGUCAGAAUAUAACAUUAACAUGGAUGAUUACAUGUAUCGACCAUACGGGGAAGCACAGAACAACCACCUUGCAUCAGCUCAUAAACAGGUCCCUGCACCACCCUCAUGGAACCCCCCUGAGGUGCCGAUGCGUAUAAGAAAACGUCCACCACCACCUCCACCUAUAAGCAAUCCCAAUACUACCAAUGUGCCACCCCCUGUCCCUCCAAAGAUUAGCAUAGAGCAGUCUGUCACUCCCCAGGUUGGAGAGACCAUAGCGGAUGUUGCAGAAGCCCUUCACGUUGCAAAACCGGCAAGUGAUACGCUCCACACCAGACCUGAUCGCCACAAUAUAUCUCAAGAAAGAGCCACAAAACUUGAGAGAAGUUUUUCAAUUCCAACAAUCGAAAAGAGUCCAAAUACUUAUGUAGCACUGUCGAUUACAGGUUUAAGGAAUUUAGGUAACACAUGUUACAUUAACAGCAUGUUGCAGUGUUUGUUUGCUACUCCUUUGUUCAGAGAUAUGUUUUUGUCAUCUAAGUAUGAGAAUUUUUUCAACCCCAAGUUUAAAAAUGAACCGAGGCUUUCGAAAUCUUUCAAUGAUCUCUUCAAGAAAAUGUAUAUUAAUGGUGGUUGCUCAGUUGUCCCAACGGCAUUUUUAAAAAAUGUAAAUUAUUUGAGACCCGAUAUGAGAAUACCAGAUGAUCAACAGGAUACACAAGAAUUCUUAAUGGUGGUUUUAGAUCGACUUCACGAUGAACUUUCAAAUCAAGUUGAGGUGGCAGGAGAGUACCCUGAUUUGCUUUUAUACGAUGAAAAUAAACUGGAGGUCAAAAAUGAUGAAUAUCGAAAUUGGUUUGAGAAGACAGUUAUUGGUAACGGACUUUCACCCAUUGACCAUAUUUUUCAGGGCCAAAUGGAAAAUGUUUUGGACUGUCAAAGAUGUGGAAAUACUUCACAAAGCUACUCUACAUUCUACAUUCUGUCUUUAGCAAUACCAAAGCCAUCCACUUCAACCUUUUCCAGGUCAAAAAGAGUGAAGCUUGAAGAUUGUAUCAACCUAUUUACGAGUGACGAAGUCUUAUCAGGCGAGAAUGCAUGGGACUGUCCAAAAUGUGGCUCAAGCAUUAAUGAUCAUGGUCAUCUAGAAUCCAAAAAAUCCAAAAAGAAAAAGUGGGCCGAAUUGCCUAAUAGCGGCCACUCUAAAAGUAAAUUUUUCUCUCUCAAUUCUAAAAGUUCUCGAUCGAAAUCACCUUUUGGUAGAUUUACACCAAAAAGUACCAGCGAAAAUUGGAAAUCGAAAAAGCUUUUAACUGUGAAAACAAUGAAUUUUAUAACACUACCACCGGUUUUGGUUAUUCAUUUAUCCCGUUUCUACUAUGAUUUAACUAAGAAAAAUAAUACUAUUAUCACGUAUCCACUGGUUUUAAACAUAGUUCCAAAGAAUAAUCAAGUUGUCAAAUACCGAUUGUAUGCCGUUGUAAAUCAUUCUGGUAAUUUGAUAAGCGGUCAUUAUACAUCUUUAGUCAACAAAGACCCAAGGCAUAAUCUACACAAAGAUGGUCAAAAAUGGUAUUAUUUUGAUGAUGAAGUGGUAAAAGAAGAAAGAAACCAUGGAAAUCUUGAUGAGGGAAUCAUUAAGGUAUCAAGUAGUGAUGUUUAUGUCAUAUUUUAUGAACGUAUUAAUACUUGA